AUGGUUUCUCACGGCGAAGAAGUUGCUUUCAAGUUAUCGGAUUAUUGUGUUCUCAAGAUUGUCAAAGGAGACAUCACUAAUUGGUCCGUCGAUGGUUCCUCCGAUGCUAUUGUUAAUCCAGCAAAUGGGCGAAUGUUAGGUGGUAAUGGUGCAGAUGGAGCUAUUCAUGAUGCUGCUGGGCCACAGCUGAGAGCAGCAUGUUAUGAAGUACCUGAAGUUUGUCCCGGAAUCCGUUGUCCGACCGGAGAAGCUAGAAUUACGCCGGGUUUUAACUUGCCUGCAUCUCAUGUGAUUCACACGGUCGGACCGAUUUAUAAUGCCGAGAAGAAUCCUAAGAAACUACUAGAGAAUGCUUACAAGAACAGUCUGAGAGUGGCUAAGGAGAAUAACAUUCGGUACAUUGCAUUUACUGCAAUAUCUUGCGGUAUCUUCAGGUAUCCUUUGGAUGAAGCUGCUUCGAUAGCUAUCGCCACGGUUAAGCAAUUUAGUAAAGAUUUUAAAGAGGUGCAUUUUGUUAUGUUUAGCGACGAUAGCUACACAAUGUGGCUGAACAAGGCAAAGGAUUUGCCUCCUCCACCACAAGGCCGUGACUUCUCCUCUUCGCCGACAACAACCAAAAGAGGAUUCUUCAUGAAAUUUUGGCGAAGACUUAAAAUGAGACGACGACUCUGGUUGACCUGUGGAGUGGGAAGCAUACACUCGAACUCGAUCCGCAGAUCAAAUUCGACUCCGGCGAGAGUUUCUCCGAUCUCGGCCACUUUUGCCGUCAGUAAAUUCCACACGGCGGCGUUACGGUUUCGGAGCGAGCUGAUUACCGCUUCAUCUUCGUCGUCGUUUCUCUCUUCUCCGGCGAAGAGUUCUCGAGUUGUAACAACUGUUUCAUCUAUGGCUUCUGGAGACGAAGGAGCUGUUUUCAAUUUGUCUGAUUCAAAUGUUCUUAAGAUCCUUAAAGGAGAUAUCACCAAGUGGUCCGUCGAUGGAUCUUCCGAUGCUAUUGUAACAAUACAUAGAGCAGCUGGUCCAGAACUUAGAGCAGCAUGUUAUCAAGUACCAGAAGUUCGUCCUGGAGUCCGUUGUCCAACCGGUGAAGCAAGAAUUACUCCGGGUUUUAGCUUGCCUGCAUCCCGUGUGAUUCACAGUGUUGGACCUAUCUAUGACUCAGAUGUUAACCCGAAAAAAUCCCUCGCAAAUUCUUACAGAAAUAGUCUGAGAGUGGCCAAGGAAAACAAUAUCAAGUACAUUGCAUUUCCUGCCAUAUCUUGUGGGAUUUACGGAUAUCCUUUUGAUGAAGCUGCUGUGAUCGGUAUAUCAGCGAUCAAAGAGUUCGCCAAUGACUUUAAAGAGGUGCAUUUUGUUUUGUUUGCGGACGAUAUUUAUAGCGUGUGGGUAAACAAAGCAAAGGAGGUACUACAAAAAGCUUAA
Messenger RNA from Arabis nemorensis, 1422 nucleotides. NCBI's taxonomy places the organism in Eukaryota, Viridiplantae, Streptophyta, Magnoliopsida, Brassicales, Brassicaceae. The record is from the annotation of a GenBank genome assembly.